CUUGAUCGCAUUCCUAGCCAUCGCAUUCCCUUCCGUUCGGCGUCUGGAGUUUGGAGCUAGAGUGCAGUUCGACCUCCGGCCGCUACCUUGGAUUACGCUAGCUGCCAGACUCCGGCUUGCAGCAAGAGUAGAGCCGGCGACUGAUCGAUCGAGAUCGAGAGGCCAGGAAAAUGCCGACCACCACCGUCGAGGACCUGCCCGCCGACGUGCUGGCCUGCGCGCUGCGCCGCCUCGACGGCCCGUCCCUGGCCGCCGCGAGCUGCGCCACGGCCGGCCUCCGCGCACUCGCCGCGGACCCGGAUACAUGGCGCGCGCUCUGCCUCGCGCAGUGGCCGUCGCUUGACACCCACCAGCACAGCAUCCUCGGCUCUGCCGCCGUCUCUCCGCAGCGCCUCUUCGCGGACGCCUUCCCGUUCCCGUCGGACGAGGCCGCUCCCGCUGCCUCAUCCGACCAGCACCUCCCCGGCGAGCUGAUCUCCGCGGUGGACGUCUACCACAAGGGAGCGCCCAUCUUCUCCCGGGCCGUGGAGACCUCCACGUCGUCCUCGUGGUUCCUCACCUCGCCCUUCCGCGUGGACGCCGUGGACUGCAAGAACCCGGCGCCGGCGGCCUCGAUCUCUCCUGCAGAGCUGGAGCUGAGCUGGAUCGUGGCCGACCCGCGCAGCGGCCGCGCGGUGAACGUGUCGAGCCGGCGGGCGGUGGCCGUGGACAGGCACUGGUACACGGGCGAGACGCUGGUGCGGUUCGCGGUGGUGCUCGGCGGCUGCAAGUUCGAGGCCACCGUCACCUGCUCGGAGGAGGCCGGGUGCCUCAGGGAGGUCAGCCUCACCGUCGAGGACGCCGACGGCGCGGCGGCGAGCGGUGAAUGCAGUCUAAGGCUUCUUGCGGCGGCGAUGGCCGGGCCGAGGAAGGGAGGGGAGAAGGAAGGAGAGCAGGCCAAGAGGAGGUACGACGAGUUCGUGAGCAGCAAGAGAGGGAGGAAGGAGUCCAAGGCCAGGCGGGAGGUGCUCGUCGACUUGUGCUGCUCCGCCGUCAGCGCCGUCGCCGUGCUCAGCUUCAUCGCCUCCGUCAUGUUACGUUAGCUAGUCUACUCUACCGUGCGUGUGAUCUCACCUUUGGAUGCAAAGGAAACACCAACACACAUUCUUUCCCCAGAUUCUUUUGCUCUUCAAAGAGCUGUUUUUUUCAGUAUAUAUAUAGCAAUUGGUAUGGUUCGUCGAGUAUGCAAGUUCACUGGUUGUUUCUUCUUGUAUUGGUAAAAAGGUACCUCAUGAGACAUGUACCACCGUUUUUCCUCUUAGACAAAAGAGAAGAAGGGAGUGCAGAAAUUUGAUUACUGGUAAAGCGAACGUCCUG
Molecule: messenger RNA, 1356 nt
Organism: Lolium perenne
Lineage: Eukaryota; Viridiplantae; Streptophyta; Magnoliopsida; Poales; Poaceae
Product: probable F-box protein At2g36090
Molecular function (GO): protein binding
Source: RefSeq, a predicted model, not a curated record